GUGUGUGUUUCUUUCUCUCUCCCACUCCAUAAUGAGUGUGUCGGUCCGUCCUCUGUCUCCUCCCUCAUGAUGUCACAGAGAGGUCGGACUCGACCUUAAAAGCUGAAGCGUCUCCUCACAGAGCAGACAGCCUGAGAAACUUCACUGUUGUGCUUCUGCUGCUCAUCGUUCGUGUGUCGGACUCUUUGGAGCAGAGAAAUGAGACUGAAGAUCAGCAGACACUGAGACGACAUGGACAAACAGAAAGUGCUGGCCAAGCUGAUCUGGGACCUGCCGUCCUUCCUGUCUGUUCUGGACUCAGAGAACCUGAGUUACAUCGCUCAGGCUCAAAAGAAAUCCAUCUCAGAGCUGCUGUCCAAACUGCAAACCAACGACACUCCUGUGUCUGUUGUGUCUCUAGUGGAAGAUGCUGAGUACAUGAUCAUGAGCUGUCCGUCAUCGUCUCCUAGCAACGAGCUGUCAGACACACCUGGAACAGACGGAGUCCGGUCCUCUCAGCUGCUCCUAAAUCAGGACUCACCUGUGUGGCUGACAAACGGGGGCCCUGUGGUGCCGCCCCUCCCUCCAGGCGGCCUCGGAGGUGAUGAUGAUGAAGAUACCUACGAGGAGGCAGAACCGUACCUACCUGACACGACCACGACUAACACUGAGAAGGCGGAGUCAGACAGCAGUCACUACGAGUCGUAUGGGGAGGAUGAUGAUGAUGAUGAGGAGGAGGAGUCUGUGAAGGACAGAGCUAACUACAUCCAGUGGAGCGCCUCCCAGCCCUGCCUGAGACCCAUCCCCGAGUCCCGCCUGUGUGGUUACCUGUGGAAGAGGAAGUGGCUCGGACAGUGGACCAAACAGCUGUUCAUCAUCAGGAGCAACGUGCUGCUGUGUUAUAAGUGUGCUCAGGACCUGCUCCCUCAGCUGGAGAUCAACCUGCGUGGCUGUCAGCUCGUCUACAAGUCAAAGAGCAACAGGAAGAUCCAGCACCAGCUCAAACUGGUGUUACUGGGAUCAGAGACACUGGUGCUGGGCUACAGCAGCUUCCAGCAGGCCGACGAGUGGAGGAAGGUGAUAGAGGAGGUGAGUGUUGGAGCUGAGGUGGAGAGUCGGAGCUCGUUGUCUCUGGUCAGAUCAGACCAGCUGCUGUCCUGCAGGUCCAGUACAGUCCAGAGUGACUCUGAGGAGGAGAAACCUUCAGCUUGCUGCAGCCUCAGCAAAGACAAAGGUGUGCUGAGCGUGCUGAUGAACUGUCAGUGGCAGAGUUUACUGUGUCAGGUGGAGGCGGGGCUCCUCAACAUGUUCGGAGAGGAGGAGGAGGAGGAGGAGGAGGAGGAGGAAGAGGUGAAGAGGUCACCUCAGUACACCGUCCAGCUCAGAGGCUGUGAGGUCAGAGCUGGGCCCGACACCAACCACUCCUACAGGAUCACACUGAGCAUGCUCGGUGACCAGGUGGCCGUGCUGGAGGUGAGUAGUUCAGGUGAGAAGGAGCGAUGGUUGAAGCUGCUGCAGGACGGAGCUGCCCAUCACAGUCACCAUGACAACAGCACACAGGAGCUCACAGGUGGAGCUCUCAGUGGGCUACAGACUCGAAGGUUCCCCACCUCCAACACCUACAUGGACGACCCGUUCCACCUGAGUGGGACCGGCCGAGACCAGCCCGUCUACUCCAACACCUCCAUCCUGGAGCACAUGCUCCAGAGCUCUCAGGACUCAGUUCGCUGCAGCUCGGUGUCGUCCAGAGACUCAGUGACCUACAGCAACACCGUCUUCACCAGCCACAACAGGAAGUCUGUGGAGGUGGAGCGAAGCGUUCAGAAGCUGGAGCUGACGGGGAAGAGGACAGUGCAGCUGAGGGCGGGGUCAGAGAUCAACCUGGCGUCUGCUGGGAAGCAAAACAAACGCACCUUCAGACAGUCGCUGGCCGUCUGCAGUGAGCGCGCUCAGGCUGGUUUCCUGAACCCUCUGCUGCGACGGACGGCCUCAGCUAAAAACUCUCUGAGACGAGCUCCUUCAUCACUCUUCAUUGAACACGGGAAGGUUUUCCAGAGGAGGAAGGAAUGGGAGACUAAAGCUGCUGCUUGACACUAACUGACCAUCAUCAUCAUCAUCAUCAUCAUUACCAUCACCACCACCAUCAUCAUCAUCACAUCUACAGUCUACAAACUCUUCUCCUCUCAGCUGAAGAACCUUCUGUAAUCUAACGUGGAUUUAAAGUACCAAACUUAAAGUGGCAUCACUGUUGGCGUCUCUGUCACAAAGACAAAGCUAAAGUGUUAUCCUCUUCCUGUUUUGGUUGCACAGUGGUUGAUUUCCACUUUAAUAUGUGCACCCUAACAUAACACUGAUGCAGCCUUUUCCCACUGCAUGGAGAUAUUCUCUUUACUGUUGUAAACACUCGAUGUUUGAAGAACCCGAAGCAACAAACAACAGACGAACCUGUGAGGAGGACGAGCAGCUGACGGGGAACGUCAGUUUAUUAGAGUCUGUUGGAUUAGUGCCAAGUGAUGACCUCAUAUCACCAUAUGUCACCAAAAUCAAAUCCUGUAGAUCGUCACUUUAAAGUUUAAUUCAACCUUCCUGCAUUGAAAGUGUAUUUAUAAAGCACAUUUCAGCAGCAAGGUAGUUCAGACUGCUUGUAAUAAAACAUCAAAAGCCAAAGCUCCUCUUUGGCUUCAAAAACAAUGACCUCAGUUUGUUUAGUUGAAGAAAAUUGUGGCACAUCGAGUUUGUGAUUUGUCCAGUGCUCUCAGUCAAAGGUCGUAACGGACCAUAGUCCCCCUGAUGAUGUGUCAAUGUGUGUCAUCUGCAUAAUUAUGGUGACAUAUUUUAUUGUUUUUUUAUAGACCCUUUUACUGUUAGUAAACGGUAUGAUGUCUAUGGUGGGCGGGGCUUAGCUGGAGGCAAAACAGUUCUCCACAGACAUUAGCUAGCGCUAGCUAACAAGUUGUGUUGUCUCGUUUUAGACGAUGGAGGAAGAUGAUGUGAGUGGUGCGUUCAGAAACACUCAUUGUGAGUGUGGGAGCGCACUCUGACACAAACUGGAGCGUUGAUAAAUUGGGAGCGCUGUCUGAAUGUAGCGUUGGGUUAUCCAGAGCAGCGCACUCUCAGAGUGGCAGAGCGCACUCUGGACACUCUGUCUGUGGAGACGGAGCAGCAGAGCGCCGAGCGGAGUGAAUGUGUGAUUAACUUAACCGUUGGUUCAUUCAUGUAGAAAUAUAACGCUGCGUUUCUUCCACCAACAGGGCUCUCAUUUUAGUGUAGAGCGUCAGACUGAAUUUACCAACGCACCAUGUCAGGUCACUCACUCUCCGGGACCGCCAGUGUUACUUGAAUAAGUAAACACUGACCAACGGGACCAGACUGGCCGACCCGUAUGCUCUCACUCAGUGGAUGGAUGAUGUCACAGGAAGCCAAUCUUACAAAGGAGGACCACACUUGUUUGUUUUGCUAUGGAAGCUAACGUUAGCUAAUGUGCUAAAAAGUUAGCGUUCCAGAGAAAUCCAAUAUUCCUCUUAAUCCCUCCCCAGUUUCUGAUGAGGUGGACAUGAUAACCCUUAAUACACAUAACCUUAUUCAUCCCUACAACAGGAAAUACUUUUUCCCUAACCUGAUAUGAAGUGUGCGCUGCACAUGUGAGCAUUUUUGAUGAUGGCCUCCGUCCAGUCCUUUGGUCUUAUCACAUUUAACCAUAGUUGUCUUUGUUUUUGUUGACGGGCAGUGGCGGCUGGUUUUGAGCCAUGACUCCUUCUAUUCUGGCUCCCAAUAACACAACAAGACAAACACAUUUUAACACUCCUAUGGAGCCUACAGCCCUGUGGGGGAGAGGCAGCUGCACCUCCAGCUGAUAACAUGAUGUCACUGUGAUGUCGGUCCUAAAAGGGACUAUAAUCUGAGCCAGUGGUAGCAUGUAGGUGUUAAACAGUAGAGGUCCCAGGAUGGAGCCUGGGGGAACACCACAUGUCAUUUUUAAACACUGAUGUAAAAUGACCUACAAACACAAAGUCAUCCCUGUUCAUUGAGUCAAAAUGGAAUCAGUUUAGUACUGUGCCUGAAAGUCCCACCAGGUUUUCCGUAUAAUACAAAGCAGCCCAAACUGUAUCCAGACUGCAGCGACCGUCUGUGGCAACAAAUGUGGAACAUAUCCGUAUGUGCAGACACUUGAUUUAUUAUAAACAGAAACAGUGCACGGCUGGUUUUCAACAUUAUUAAAGUGGUGUGGGUAGUUUUCAUAAACUGAACACACACAUAAAAGCUCUCACACUUUCUUUAUUAACAUCAUUUUAACCACUAAUCUGAGUUUAUUUGGGGUAUUUAUAUUUCAAUAAUAUAUUGAUGCAUUAGAAUCCAGUGCACUUCCUGGUUCUGUUGGAGUUUUGCAGCAGCUGUAUCAGAUGAGCCGCCGUCACAGCUGGAGUCUGAACUGUCCGUCAGCUGAGUUUGAUCCUGUGUGUCUGUGAAAUUAUGAUAGAAAUCAUCAGUGUGUCGAUAAAACUUUAAUCUGUUCAGUCUGAUGACUUAUUGUUGUAAAUUCAGGUCACACAUUAGUUUAAUCCCACGUGUUCUCUAACUGAAACAGUUUGUCUGUUCUACACUUGAUUAUUUUAUACACAUGUUGAUUUAUGUUUUUUUCCAUGACGUCACUUGUUUGUAUAAUUUUUAUAUUUACUGGAUUUUAUAAUAAUCUCAGGAGAACGUUUCUGUCGUUGAUGUUGGACUAAACACUGAUCUGUAAAAUGUUACUGUAAUAUUAAAAACUUGAUUUUACAUCAUCUUUGCUUUUAUUUAUAAAGGUUUAAAAUCACAGCAGAGAUGCAAACAGACGUGGAGGAAGUACUCAGAAGUAAAAGUAGUAAUAUCAGAGUAGAAAUACUUUGUUAGUAAAAGUACAGAAGUAUUUAGCAGUACCUUCAAAAUACACUUGAAGUACCAAAAGUUCUC
Epinephelus moara (kelp grouper) is the source of this 4926-nucleotide messenger RNA. Its product is annotated as actin filament-associated protein 1-like 2. NCBI's taxonomy places the organism in Eukaryota, Metazoa, Chordata, Actinopteri, Perciformes, Serranidae. Gene Ontology annotation, biological process: inflammatory response; regulation of interleukin-6 production; positive regulation of interleukin-8 production. The transcript has 16 exons. Gene Ontology annotation, molecular function: SH2 domain binding; SH3 domain binding. Bases 232 to 2070 code for a protein of 612 amino acids. Gene Ontology annotation, cellular component: cytosol. The record is from RefSeq and is a predicted model, not a curated record.